AAAGACAAAACAGUUUGUAUUAGAAGCAAUGUUCUGUAGUAAAACCAUCCAUUAAGAUCUGACAUGAAUUUCUUCACCUCCGUCUUCUCCGACGACCCAGAUCCUCCGGAAACCGAAUCAGAGUCCGAUGAGCAAUCUAAUCCCAACGACGACGACGGAGGAUGGAGCUUCGGCGGUCUGAUGAAAACCAUAGCCGACAGAUCCGAGUCCGUGAUCGAAACGUACCGGCGAGAUCUAGAAGAGUUCGGGACAGGUUUAAAGAAAGAGAUCGAAGUCGCGCAGGGAUCGCUCGGCACCGUGGGACACGCCAUCGACGAGCUUGGGAGCUCGGUGAUAAAAGGCACGGCUGAGAUCAUCGCUCAAGGUAAAGAAGCGAUCUUAGCCGCUGGUGAUAACGAAUCUGAUUCUUCUGAUAACAACACUAGCGGUAGUAAUCGUCGUGAUAGCUUUAGCUCGAAGCCGUAUAGUCGUUUCGAUGCUCAGGUUCGCGCUGUUCAAGGGGAUGUUAGUACUUAUAGCGAAGAGGCUGAGGAUGAUUCAGAUGAGUACAAGAAGUGGGAAUCUGAGUUUUCUUUGGAGGAGAAAGGUGAGGAGAUGGAGAUGUUGUUGGAAGGGAAUGGGGAGAUGAGAGGAGUGUAUAAGAGGGUUGUUCCUAGUGUGGUUGAUCACGAGACGUUUUGGUUUAGGUAUUUUUAUAAGGUUUAUAAGCUUAAGCAAGCUGAGGAUUUGAGAGCUAAUCUUGUGAAACGAGCAGCUUUGGAUGAUGAGGAAGAGUUGAGCUGGGAUAUUGAUGAUGAAGAGGAGGAGACUAGUGAGAUAGUUGCCAAAGAUGUUUCAAGAUUGAAACUUGAGGGGAGUGAUGAUACUGGUAGUGGAGACGUGAAAGAUGAUGUGGCAAGUGCAGAUUCAGUGACUGAAGUGAGCAAUGUUGGUUUGAAGACAGAUACAGAUUCUGAGGAGAAGAAGGAAACUGGUAGUGAGGAAGUUCCAGAAUCAAUAAUAGUAGUUGAUGCUGCUCCUUCUCCUGCAGCUGAUGAGUCUUUAAUUCAAGAUUCGGACAAAAGACACGAGGCUGUUCCAGAAUCUGAUGAGAGUGCUCCAUCCCAUGAAGACUCAGAUAAACCAGAUGUUGCUGCUUCUUCAUUAGCACAAGGGUCAGGUAAGCCAGAUGGUGCUGCUUCUGCAACAACUCAAGAAGAGGAUUUGGGAUGGGACGAGAUAGAGGAUAUGAGCAGCAUCGAUGAUAAGGAAGCGAGUAGAGCUUCUGGUGGUAGUCCAAACAGAGCUGAGCUGCGUAAACGGCUGAGUGCUGCAGAGGAAGAUGAAGAAGACUUAAGUUGGGACAUUGAAGAUGACGUCUAAGAAUCAUCGUCACCACCAUCAAAAGGUUAAAUCUAGUUUCAUACUAGAGUACUUGUUUUUGUAAGUUUCUGGUCAUUUGCCUCCAUUCUUCUGUUGUUUUCUCUUUAAUGUUCUGUUUAAUUUGAUUUGAAUAUAUAUAUGCAAAACAUUUGUUUGAUCUCAAAAUAGUGCGACUCCAAGUUCCUAAUCA
This is a messenger RNA of Brassica rapa (field mustard), 1552 nucleotides long. Its product is annotated as BSD domain-containing protein 1. Gene Ontology annotation, cellular component: cytoplasm. The record is from RefSeq and is a predicted model, not a curated record. Lineage: Eukaryota; Viridiplantae; Streptophyta; Magnoliopsida; Brassicales; Brassicaceae.